Clunio marinus is the source of this 2672-nucleotide messenger RNA. The record is from the annotation of a GenBank genome assembly. Lineage: Eukaryota; Metazoa; Arthropoda; Insecta; Diptera; Chironomidae.
UAUUUCAGUAUUGUUAAUUCCGUCGGGCGAAUAAGAAAGGCUCGUUUGAGCGAGAGAACAAAAGCACACGACUGUUGAAUCUUUUGGUUCUAGUUCCGAGCCCUGGAAAAACAGCAAUAAAGACACAAACUUUUGUUAGACUAAGAGACAAUAACAAUUUUAUUUAGAAUAACGAUCUAGUGAAGUAAAAUGACGACAAAUCAUCAUCAUUCGUCACCUCCACCACCACCACCACCACCUGUCAGUACAGAACGUCGGAGCGUUCUUGGCGAAAAUCUUCUCACUAUUGUCACAAUCAUUGGAGUUAUUGGUGGCACAGUGUUCGGUCUUAUCUUAAAAAAUUCGAACAGAGAAUGGACUCAACGUGAAAUUAUGUAUAUUCAAUAUCCUGGAGAUUUGUUUUUAAGGAUGCUGAAAUGUCUUAUUGUACCAUUGAUAGUUUCAUCAAUUACAAGUGCUAUUGGCGCUUUAGACUUAAGUCUAUCAAAAAGAAUCGCUAUUAGAUCAAUAGUUUAUUAUUUCACAACAACAGUUUGUGCAGUUAUUUUGGGCAUCAUUUUAGUUAACAUCAUUCGACCAGGCGAUGGAAAUGAUGCAUUGAAAAAUAAAAGUGGCCCAAAAGUUACUCGUGACGUUCUAACAGCAGAUACUUUAUUGGAUUUAGUGAGGAAUCUUUUCCCACCAAACAUCGUUCAGGCUACAAUGUUCCAAUAUAGAACACAUUUGGAACCACCAGAAAAUGCAGAAGCUGUGAUCAAGAAUGGUACGAAAAUAUAUCUUUCUGGGUUAUCUGCCUUCCAACGUAACGAAUACACCAUAAAGAACUACCAAAACUUGAAUGAUGCAGAAUUCCAACUUCUUUUAAAGUCUGCAGUUCCAUUGGAAAGAUUCAAAAUUAAUGGUCAAUGGCGUGAGGGAAUGAAUGUGUUGGGAUUGGUCAUGUUCAGUGUUGUUUUGGGCGCAACUAUUGGAAAGAUGCGUGAAAAGGGCAAACCAAUUCAAGACUUCUUGGUAGCUUUGAGUGAAGCGAUGAUGAUCAUCACACGUUGGGUUAUUUGGUUGUCACCUAUUGGUGUAUUCUUCUUGAUCACCGCAAAAAUCCUCGAGAUGGAAUCAUUGAUUCAAGUUAUCGGAAAUUUGGGACUUUACUUCCUCACAGUUGUUUUGGGAUUAACUCUUCAUGGUUUUGGAACAAUUGCCGUCAUUUUCACACUUAUAGUGCGAAAGCUUCCUUUCCCUUACGUCAUGAAAAUGUCACAAGUCUUAGCAACUGCUUUCGGUACUGGAUCAAGCUCUGCCACAAUGCCAAUCACAAUCAAUUGUCUUGAUCACAUGGGCAUUGAUCCAAGAGUUACACGUUUUGUCAUUCCAGUUGGUGCAACAAUAAACAUGGACGGAACUGCACUUUAUGAGGCUGUUGCUGCUAUAUUCAUUGCACAAUUACACGGCAUGUCUCUUACAUUUGGCAAAAUUGUUGGUGUUAGUGUGACUGCAACUGCUGCAUCUAUCGGUGCUGCUGGCAUUCCACAAGCUGGUUUGAUUACUAUGGUCAUGGUUCUUGAUACUGUUGGCUUACCUGCUGAAGACGUUACACUUAUCAUUGCUGUUGAUUGGCUUCUUGAUCGAUUCCGUACAACCAUCAACGUCAUGUGUGAUGCACUUGGGACAAUAAUUGUGGACCAUCUUUCCAAAGGAGAGUUAUACAGACCUUCAUUAAAUUAUGAAGAUGGAGAACCUCAUGAACUUUUAGAAUUGCGUCAGGAAAAGGAAUAAAUUGAUUAACGAUAAAAGAAAUACGAGAACAAUAACUCAACAUCGCCAUCAAAGUUCAUCGUUCAGUUGAAAAUUGUCUUUCAAAAUUUACAUUUGGUUGAGUGGUGAAAGCUUUUAAUUCGAUUGCGUUAAAUUUAAUAAGAUAAGAAAUAGAAACAAAUUUUUUUGUUGGAAAUCCCUACAUACUUACAAGAAUCGAAAAAAAAUGUGUAAAACAGCUGCGAAAUUAUUUACCUACUUCCAUUAAUUUUUGUCGCACACGUUUAUUGAUCACGACAAGAAAAAAGAAUUUUGGGAUGGAAAAACAUUUUUCUGUGCCAAAAACUGAAAUAAAUCAGACACAUCAUCUAUUAAUAUUUUUCUUCUUUUUUUAUAAUAAAAUGUACGUAAAGAAUUUAUGUAAUUUAACUAAGUUAAUGUUAUACAUUGAAAAUUAGUUGAGAAUUUGAAGUUUUUAAAAUUUUUGUUAUCGUUUCAUUGGAAUUGUCUUUGGUAUGAAAAAAAACAUAAAAUCUCAAACAUAUUUCACGUAGGAUUUAGAGCGAGAUAAAAAUAUAUUUAAAUGGAUAUUAAAUUAACUACUCAAAAUGAAACUGAAAGUAAAAUUGAUAAUAAGAAACAUUUAAAAAUGGAAAAAAAGUAACAAUGCAUCAAUGGAUAAUAAUUUUGAUAUCUUUUUGUCUUCUCAACUGAUCAAAAAUGAUGGAAAUGAAUUUUCAUUCCUUCAUUCUGUUUGGUGAUGAAGCUCAAAGGAACAUAUAUUUUAUUGCCCGCUUAAAGAGCGAUUAAAACAAUUAACAUUUAUUGAUAAAAAAUGGAAGGAUAUUUUUUGUGUAAUAAAUAAAUGUGUUCACAAUGAAUGAGAAAAAAAGAAGAGUUUUGAAUGGAGGGAAAUGCAA